Molecule: messenger RNA, 5837 nt
Organism: Bactrocera dorsalis (oriental fruit fly)
Lineage: Eukaryota; Metazoa; Arthropoda; Insecta; Diptera; Tephritidae
Product: solute carrier family 41 member 2
Exons: 9
Coding region: 1694-3691 (665 amino acids)
Biological process (GO): monoatomic cation transport
Cellular component (GO): plasma membrane
Molecular function (GO): monoatomic cation transmembrane transporter activity
Source: RefSeq, a predicted model, not a curated record
CAUCAGUUAAUUCCGCCAUUUCUCUGUGCAUAGAUGUAAAACGAAAAGUAAUUAAUUGUUUCGAAGAGAUUAAAUAAGUUUUUAAUCAUCAAAAGUUAUUUGUGUAUCUUGUGCAAAGCGUGUGUUGUGUAUGCUAGUUAAAUAAAACGAUAGUGAGUGUUCAAGUUGCAGUCUGCAGCAAACGUUUGACUGAAACUUUUCCAACGCCUUCGUUAGUUGGCCACAUUGCCGUCUCCUGUGCUGCCUUUGCAGACAUCGUGCGUGCUGUCGUAUGUGUUUUUAGUGUAGCUCUUGUCUGCUUUUACCUCUGCGUCUGCGUCCACAUAGCAGUCGGUAAGCCGUUGGGUGGGUAGGCUAGACAAAUUGCCUGGCUCUUUGCUGGACUUCGCUUUGCUUUUCUGCACUCAGCGCUGCUCAGUCAAAAAUCUCAAGUCAAUGAAGUCUGGAGUAAACUUCAAGUUCGCGCUGUUACCGCGACUAAAGUUGUCUGGAAGAGAUCCAUAUCAACGGUCCGGUGACUAAAGCCCAAGGCGCACUUCUGUCUCGCGAACAGAAUAGAAGCCAGUAAAACAGAAAAUCCUAACGAAAAUACAAAAAAAAAAAACAAACGUUGAUUCAUACAACUUAUAAGCUAUUUUCUCGAAACACUUCUUUCACUCAACAAGUUUUCGCUAUUUCCACUACUUAUUUCGUACACACUAACAAAUAAAUCAAAAACUUACACCACCAACAACAACAAAGCAACGGUGAAUAUAAACUUCGUGAAACAAAAAAUAAAAAAACGAAGGCAGCUACAACAAUUCGUUCCAACAAGCACGGCGUCCCUACGAUCUAUUCAAUCUUCUGCAAUUACUUCCAAACCACACGUGUCUCUGCCCGAUUCAUCGACGUACGACCUGCAGCACGAGACACGCAGACAAAAUCGUCACGAAAAUGUAAACCAAACGUUGGCCGAGCUAAUUGCUGUACUCACGAAACCUACACAAUAUAAAUUAAUAAAAAUUUAUAAUUUUUCAAAAUAAUUUAGAAUUCAUAUUGGAAAUUGUUUUUAACAAAUUUUGUUAAUUCAAAAAACAAACUGUGUGUGAUAUUAUUGUUUUCAUUUGUAAUUUAGUAUUAAUUUUUAAAAGUAAACAAUAAAUAUUGAAACCAAAGCGCCAAAAAGUAUGUAAAAAAUUUUAUUCACAUAAAAAGCGUACGAUAUUUUUUGUAAGUUUUUUUAUAAAACAAAAUAGUUUACAAUAAUUGGCGCUUUAAGUUUCAUUUGUACGCUUAAAUAAUUAGUAUACAAAACUUCAUAGCGGCAUAAUUUUUUAGCAAAAUUCAAAUUAAUUUCUAUUAAAAAAUAUUUGCGUCUGCAGUGUAGUUAAAAUAAUUUGUUAUAAAUAAAAAAAUAAGUGCAAACAUUUCAAAGUCCCUUCCAAUCAACUGACUUGCAGUUGGAAAACAUUCUAAAUAGUUUACAAAUUAUUGCAAUUAAUUUAAUUAUAUUAGUUAAAUUGUUUUUCAAAAAAGUUGGAAGCAAACUUUUUUAAGCUCACAAAAAUGCGCAUAGAUUUCGAUUCUUGCCCCGAAAAUUCACACAGAUUUUAGUAGCACUUAAUGAUAAGUAAAUAAAAUAAUUCCAUUUAUAAACUUUUUAAAAGAAAUAUAAUAUAUAAAUAAAUAUAAAAAUAAAAACAACGAACACAAAAUGCCGUCGCCGAGCAAGAAGCAAGCACAGCCGCAUUUGUCUUUAAUGACCAGCAGCCACGAUGAUGAUUAUAUGAAAUUAGCCGAUGCCGGUAUCAGCAAUGAUGCUUUCCAAGCGCCGCCAACACCACAAACGGCAACAACAAAUAUCUGCGAUAGCAUGGAAUUCAUUUCCGCCACACCAAAUCCAAAUCCAAAUACAGUCAACACUAAACAACACACCAAUAACACUGAUGAAUUAGUUUUAAGAAAUAAUAGCAACAAUAACAGCAACAAAACCAAUAAGAAUGACAACACACCAUACUACACGAGUAACAAUGACGUACCACAUGGACACUAUCGAUAUACAUUGCCAUUGUCACUGACAGCGCCAUUGCCACAACCCUUGCCACCACCAAUAUCACAACAAAAAGAGCAACAAUUCCAAAAAGCUCAGCAACAGGAUGAUAAAUAUAGAUUAUAUACAAUUUAUGGAAAUGACACCGACAAUGACAAGUUGUCCGGUCUCCCACAAUCGACGACUGGUUCACUAAGCUCAAUCAUCACGACGUCCAUAGCAUCCUCAGAACCAGAUCCUGGCACGGGUGGUGGUGGUCGUGGUAGCGGAGGCGGAGGCGGUGGUGGUGGCAACAGCAGCAUUGGCGCUUUAGAUGCGAGCAGUAUUGCUGGUGUGCCUGGCAGUAGUGAUGAGAAGUUGGCCUUAAAUCGACCGGGUAUUAAGCAGGAGAAAUGGUCAUCAAUAUUAUUGCAAGUGUCGAUACCGUUCUUUUUGGCUGGUGUGGGCACAAUCGGUGCGGGUAUUGUGCUCGGCCGUGUAGAGAAAUGGCGUGUUUUCAAAGAGAUCACCGAACUAUUCAUACUCGUACCGUCACUGCUUGGCCUCAAGGGCAAUCUCGAUAUGUGCCUCGCAUCACGUCUCUCCACACAGGUCAAUUUGGGUAAUAUGACGUCACGUAAAGAAGUCAUUCGUAUGAUUGUUGGCAAUAUAGCAUUGGUUCAAGUGCAGGCGACGGUUGCGUCCUUUUUGGUUGCAAUGUUUGCCAUUGUUGUUGGUUUGGCGAUGGAUGGUACAUUCUUUUUUGAACAUGUUAUGCUGCUGAUAGCGUCCGCUAUGUUCACGGCGACCUCAUCGUGCUUUGUUUUAGAUUUUGUGUUAGUGGCUGUGAUAUUAUUGUCUGAAAAAUUCAAUUUAAAUCCUGAUAACUUAGCAACACCGUUAGCGGCAUCUAUCGGUGAUGUCGUUUCAAUAAGCUUGCUCUCCUUCAUUGCUUCAUUACUAUUCGAUCACAUAAAAACUCAUUUAUGGAUCACAUUUGUUAUAGUCGCUUGUUAUUUAGUGCUUUUACCCAUGUGGGUUGCUAUUGUGCUCAAAAAUAAAUAUACUCGUCCGGUAUUGAAGAGUGGCUGGGUGCCGGUACUCUCUGCGUUGUGUAUAAGUGGCCUCGGCGGUCUUGUGCUCGAUGCCUCUGUGGAAAUAUUCAGCGGAUUCGUCGUAUUUCAACCGAUUAUCAACGGCAUUGGUGGUAAUUUGGUGUCGGUGCAAGCGAGUAAAAUCUCAACAAUGCUGCACCAGAGCUCAAUUAUUGGCAUUAUACCACCACAUACGAAGAUUUUCGAAUGGCCAUGGAAGGCGCUGUUCAAAGGAGUUCCAUAUGCUAAAACGGCGCGCAUACUCCUUGGCAUGUCAAUUCCCGGUAAUAUUGUGUUCGUGUUUGCUGCCGAUUACAUACACAUGUCCACGUCCACGGUUACAAUUGCUUUCGUUUUAUCUUAUCUGACGGCGAGUUUAAUUCAGGUUAUGUUACUGUUGUAUAUUGCUCACGUUAUUGUGCAUGCAAUGUGGAAGUGGAAAAUCGAUCCCGACAACUCAUCGAUUCCUUAUCUAACUGCGCUGGGCGAUUUGCUGGGUUCAAGUUUACUAGCGCUGGCUUUCCUCUUCCUGCUUUCGAUUAAUCAAGAAUACGGCACUGAACUGAACGAACUCAAUGCCUCGAACUGAGAGCGAAAUAAACGAGCGCCCCAAAUAAAUUACAUAUGUACAUGUGUAUAGGAUAAUAAAGGAGAGAGGGGUGCGAGGCUACAACGUUUAAAAUAAAACCAAUAAAUACAACAAUUACAUGAAAGGCUUUAAAGUGAUAAACGAAAAUUUAAUAAAAAAAAGAAGUUCCCGAUUUUCCCAAGCCGAAGCGUGGUAAAGCAGCAACAAAACGCAUACAUUUACCAACCAACCUUCAGUACGUACCUAAAGAGCAUUAAUUUAUUUUUUUAAGCCAAGCCAUAAAUAAUAAACUUAUAAAAUAAUAUAUAAAAAAAUAAAAUAACAUGAAAGCGUUAAAAAUCGAUGAUUUUAAUAUAAGUAUAUGUAUGUAUUUAUGUAAAAAGUUAUUUAAUACUAUUAAUUUUAAAACGAAAAGUGGAAUGUUGGGGUAAAAGAAAUAAAACGAAGGGGUACAAAUGAAACGAAUUGCUAGUGCGACUAUUUAUAAUAACUGUAAAAUUAUGUAGUAAACAAAACGAUUUAUAAGCAGAAGAAAAACGAAAAAAAAAAACAAUAGCAAGGCAAGUAUGUGUGUAUAUACGAGUAGGUUAAACGAAUUAUGCGCGAAUUUAUAUUAAUGACAAAGAUUAAAAAAAAAGGGAGUUAUGAAAUUUGCUGGUACUCAAAAUGUCACGCCUAAAACGCAAACCAAAUCAUACACAUAUGUAUUGUAUUCAAUUUUGAAAAGACUUGCAUACAGAUAGUAUUAAAAACAUACAUAUAUGUAUAUUUGUAUAUGCUUACACCAGAAUGUAUGUAUGUAUAUAUGGCGGUAAAGUAUAUGCCACAAAUGCAAUUAAAGACUCGUUUGCUCGGUAGCGUUGCAGAUCAAUACAAUAAUAUUGUUAAUAAUUAUAUGCGUAAAUAAAGAAUUAGUACAGAAAAAGUGUCAUAAAUAAAGUAAAAUAAAAUUAAUAACCAAUUAUUCAAAAAAAUAAGCAUAACAUAAAUGCAACAUAUAUGUAAUUAUUAACGACAAGUGAGAUUUUUUAAUAAUGAUUCGUAAACUAGCUUGAGUUUGUUUAAUUAAAAUAAUGCAAUAAAGUCAAAUAAAUUAGUACUUAGUUCAUUACACCUUGUUAAAAUGCAAAACGAAAAAAAACAUACAUAAAACAACUCAAUUAUUACAUAAUAAGUAAAGAACGUGAAACUAAAACAGAUGGCAUGAUUAAAAAGCUUUAAGUUGAUUAUGUUUAUAUUUAAUAUUUUUCAUUUUAUUUUUUCCAUUAUUAUUAUUUUUUAUUAUUUUUUUAAUGUUUUUAUAUAUAUUUUUUAAAUUCAUUUUUUAAUUUUAUUAUAUUGCCUUUGCGUUUCUGUCCACAUUGCAAGUAUUUGUAACUAUUCCUACACACAUUGCCCUAAACCACCGGUUAAAGCAAAUGCUUAUUAUGCCACUUUCCCAUUACCACAUAUGUUUGUUAUUAGUUAAUUAAUAAUAAAUAUAAAUAAUAAUAUUAAGUUAAUUAAAAAUAUUCAAAAAACAAUAUUGCCAAAAAAAAAAAAACAGAUUUCAUUUUUGUAAAUCUGUACACAAUAUUUUGUUGGUAGGUAUGCAAAUUCGAAUGCUCAUUUAAGAAUUAAGAGUUUAUGCAUACAAUUAUGAUUUUUAUUGUGCGCCAGAGUUUUUUAGAUAAUAACUUAUAGUGUAGAUAAAAAUAAAAAGUAAACAAGUAUUUAAAUAUGUUCCAAAACUAUUACCGUUAUGUAGUUAAACAGCUUAAAAUUUAUUUAAAUAUCUGUAAAAAAUUGUGUUAAACAUUUACUUUUAAUUUUUAAAGUAAAAGUUCCCAUACUUAAGUCAACAUAUAUGUAUUUAAUAAUUUAAUUUAAAUUUUUAGUUAUUAUUUAAUUAUAAUGGCAUUCGAGUUAAAUUUAUAUGUUACGUGUACAUGCAGCCGCAUGCGGGUUUUUAUGGGAAAUGUGAUCGAUAUUAAUAAUUAAUUAUUUUUAAAAUAGAAAUUGUAUAUUGUGUAUGCUACUAUUUAAUUACGUUAUAUUAUGUAAUAAUUUUUAUUUACUUAAGAAUUAUCGAGAAAAAUAAUUUGUAAGUAAACAACCAAAUAAAAAAGUAUAAAUAAAAUUGCGAAAUAAAAUGUUUAAAAAUGGA